Molecule: messenger RNA, 1245 nt
Organism: Schizosaccharomyces osmophilus
Lineage: Eukaryota; Fungi; Ascomycota; Schizosaccharomycetes; Schizosaccharomycetales; Schizosaccharomycetaceae
Gene: mis15
Product: CENP-N-like protein Mis15
Exons: 1
Coding region: 1-1245 (414 amino acids)
Biological process (GO): chromosome segregation; CENP-A containing chromatin assembly
Source: RefSeq, a predicted model, not a curated record
AUGAGUUCAACUACGGAGUUGCCAAACAAAACUAUAAUGAAAAAUGGGUCGAGGAUACAAACACUUCUAAAUAGGCUUCCAAAGGAUUUUUUAAUUAAAAACUGUUUACAUUGGAUUCAAUCACAAACGUAUCCACCAAAUGCAACUGCCAACGGCGUGGAAGAUGAAUUUCCUAUGGAAGAAUGGAAUCCUUUACAGUUUUAUCUCGAUCCUCCGAAAUCCAUGCUCAAGCGUGCCAUCGCUUAUAGAAUGAUUAAUGUGGACUGGCGAAAUGGGUUUUCUUUAGGUCAGAUUGCCCAUUUAGAGCUUUCUGCUAUUGCUGAAGGCAUAUUUAGUUUCCGCUGGACGGGAUCCAAGGUUUUUCAUCAGCAAGAGCGUUCUUUGUUCUCGAAUCCGACCCUUAUCCUUCAAAUGCUUAAAUUGGAAUUACAGUCUUUAUUCAUCUACCAUACAUACAUGCUGCAACACCCAACACUCCCUAUAUGGUUGAUGCGUAUCCAGUUACAUGAGUCCAGCAAGCCAUCAUCUCUUCACCUAAUUCCUUCCUCUCGACGAAUUAUAUACCUGGGUGUAGUAAAAAAUUCCGACAUAUUAUUGCAUAACCUAUUUUUGAAAAACGAUGUUUGUCAUAGGCUAUUCUUGCAGUGUCUAACAAGGGUUGUGGAUCGUCUUCAAACUGCCAGCUUUUUACAACCGAUAGAAAUCACGGGAAAAAGUUUGGAAAGCUUGUAUCAAAUAUUGGGCUCCCACCGAAAAGCUAAUGCUUUAGGAGCCUGGCAAAUUUAUGGAAAUAAUGAAAUAGACUCGUCGCCAUUAGACUUACGUCCAACGGUUUUGGAUGACAAGCAUCUUCAUCCAAGACAAGUUGCGUCAAAUACUUUAAGUGAAUCCGACAGGAAAAUAGCAACUCAAAAUCGAUUUGGUGACAUAUCGAACCAGGCUCUUGAUCGUGUAAUAAUUACUUUAAACCAUGAUUAUUUGAGUGAUAAAGAGGAAGAAUUAAGAAAUGCAAGUGUUCGGCGUAAAUCACUUUCUGCUUCAAAUGCCCAUAGACCCAUUUUGACGUUACAGUUUCGAGGCCAGCAUGUUUUUCAAGGGAUAAAAGAGCUUUGUGAAGAAGGUGCAAUGGAUCCGAUUACAGUGCCUUCCUAUUUGACUGGUGAAACGGGCAAAUCUAUGCUUUAUGUUUACGAUGGAUUGGAACAAGAUAGACCAACCUUGCAAGGCUUUCAGGAAACAUCGUAA